Molecule: messenger RNA, 1564 nt
Organism: Musa acuminata AAA Group (dessert banana)
Lineage: Eukaryota; Viridiplantae; Streptophyta; Magnoliopsida; Zingiberales; Musaceae
Product: zinc finger CCCH domain-containing protein 32-like
Exons: 7
Coding region: 269-1282 (337 amino acids)
Molecular function (GO): metal ion binding; mRNA binding
Source: RefSeq, a predicted model, not a curated record
CGGGGCGUUUAGUUUCCCACCUUUUUCUUUGGCGGGUACAUGAAACCCCAACGGACGAAAAAGCCUCCCAAAGAAGCACGAAAGAGCAACGCUUUAGCGCGGCUGCAGAGCCAAAAGAACGGGAAGAAGGCGACAGACUUAACCCUCCCUCCUCGGUUGCCACUCUCACAUUUACUCAUCGAUCGCGCCUUCGACGUCCCUCCGCAACAUCCAUCCACCGUCACUUCCGCAUCGCCGUGCCUCCCCUUUGCUCCGGUGGCCGUCUCGCAUGGAGCCGUUCGAGCCGGCCUCUGAGCCGGGACAGCCCCGCGCUGACCCCGAGACGGUACUGGAAGGAUCGAUGUGGAAGAUGGAAUUGGGCAGCGAGGAGCCUCCGGCGUAUCCUGAGAGGCAUGGCCGGCCUGACUGUGCCUACUACAUGCGGACCGGGACAUGUGGUUUUGGUGAUGGCUGCCGCUACAAUCACCCCCGUGAUCGCCGGAUGGUAGCCAGAGCAGCGAGAACUGGAUCUGCACAACACCGGGAGCACACUAGCCGACCUGCAUGCAGGUAUUUUGUCAGCUACGGGAGUUGCAAAUUUGGUGAUACUUGCAAGUAUGAACACCCAAAGCCAAAUGGAUCUGUGAUACUGGCAUCUUUAAAUAAAUAUGGCUAUCCAUUACGUCCGGGUGAGAAAGAAUGCUCCUAUUAUAUCAGGACAGGCCACUGCAAGUUUGGAUUAAUUUGUAAAUUCAACCACCCUGAACCCUCGUUGCCCUUGCCAGCAUCACCAUCUUAUUCUAUUGUUCAGCCCACCAUAUCUCCUUCGCAUCAACAGUACCCUGUAAUUACCAGUUGGGAAGUUGGUAGAUCGUCGAUGUUGCCUGCGUCAUACAUGCAAGGACCUUAUGGCCCAAUGUUGCUCUUCCCUGGGAUCAUGCCAGACCCUGGCUGGAGUACCUUUCCGGUCACUCCAAGUCCUCUAAUAUCUACCGGUGGAGAACAGAAUACUGUCCUAGAAGAAUCACAACACGAUUCAGCAGCACAGAUUUCUCGUUUGCAUCCUGCUCAUACAGAAUCUUAUCCGAUGGCUGCCUCGGUUAGUCCAUCAACCAAUAAUCAGACUGAAAACGUGCUUCCAGAGAGGCUUGAUGAACCUGAUUGCCAAGACCAUAAGAGAACAAGCUAUCGUAAAUUAGGAUCCAGAUGCACAUCUCAUCAUCGUACAGAGAAUAUCCCACCAGAAACAAGCUGUGUCUUUAGCCUUAUUGGCCAUCCUCUUCAUCCGUUUUCUUCAGGCUAACAAGCUAGAGUGAGGACAUAAGAAGCUAGCAGGUACUCUUCCUCAUCAAAUCAUUUCAUAUGGAAGUCAUUGGUAACUCAGAGUCAUCUGAAGUUCAUCGUCUACUUUGCAUACUGUUGGUUUGCAGUUCUGACUCAAAAACUAGUGUCUUGGCAUAUGCACUGUGUAUAUCAGUUACUCAUGUUUCUUGUUUUAUCUUAUGUAUAUAUACAUGAUGUAGAAAUGAGUUAUUACUUAUGUGACAUUAAAUGCUUAAUAAGUGCUUAAUAGAACAAUUGAACA